CCCCCUCAUCAUGUUUCUACUCCUGCCCUUUGACAGCCUGGUGGUUAACCUGCUGGGCAUUUCCCUGACUGUCCUUUUCACUCUGCUGUUGAUUUUCAUUAUCGUGCCAGCCAUCUUCGGGGUUUCCUUUGGCAUCCGUAGGCUUUAUAUGAAAACCCUGUUGCAGAUAUUCCAGUGGGCAACUCUGAGGAUUGAGCGAGGUGCCAAAGAGAAGAACCAUCCCCUUUACAAGCCCUAUGCCAAUGGUUUCAUUGCAAAGGAGCCCACUUCCCUGGAGGAGGAGAUCAAGGAGAUCCGACGGAGCGGCAGCAACAAGGCCCUGGAUGCCCCUGAGUUUGAGCUUUCCGACAUCUUCUACUUCUGCCGCAAGGGCAUGGAGACCAUCAUGGACGACGAGGUGACGAAGCGCUUCUCAGCAGAAGAGCUGGCGUCCUGGAAUCUGCUGAGCAGGACCAACUACAACUUCCAUUACAUCAGCCUGCGGCUCACAGUACUUUGGGGACUGGGCGUCUUCAUUCGCUACUGCUUUUUGCUUCCACUCAGGGUAGCCCUGGCUUUCACGGGCAUUAGCCUCUUGAUAACCGGCACUACAGUGGUGGGCUACUUGCCCAAUGGAAGGUGCAAAGAGUUCCUCAGCAGGCAUGUCCACCUGAUGUGCUAUCGGAUCUGUGUGCGAGCCCUCACAGCUAUCAUCACCUACCACCACCGGGAAAACCGACCUCGCAAUGGAGGGAUCUGUGUGGCUAACCACACAUCUCCUAUCGAUGUCAUUAUUCUGGCCAGUGAUGGCUACUAUGCCAUGGUGGGCCAAGUUCAUGGAGGACUCAUGGGCAUGAUCCAGAGGGCCAUGGUGAAGGCAUGUCCCCACGUGUGGUUUGAACGCUCUGAGGUUAAGGAUCGUCAUUUAGUAGCCAGAAGACUCUCAGAGCAUGCUCACGAUAAAAGUAAAUUACCCGUCCUCAUUUUCCCAGAAGGCACUUGCAUCAACAACACAUCUGUAAUGAUGUUCAAGAAAGGGAGCUUUGAGAUUGGUGCCACCGUUUAUCCUGUUGCCAUCAAGUAUGACCCCCAGUUUGGAGACGCCUUUUUUAAUAGCAGCAAGAACGGCAUGGUGACCUAUUUGCUCAGGAUGAUGAGCAGCUGGGCGAUCGUCUGCAGCGUCUGGUACUUGCCCCCGAUGACCCAGCAGGCUGAUGAAGAUGCUGUGCAGUUUGCCAACCGGGUGAAGUCUGCCAUUGCUCGGCAGGGGGGCCUUGUGGAUCUCUUGUGGGAUGGCGGUCUGAAGAGGGAGAAGGUGAAGGACACGUUCAAGGAGGAGCAGCAGAAGCUCUACAGUAAGAUGGUUGUGGGCAACCACAAGGACCGAAGCCGCUCCUGAGCAUCCUGGCCAGAGGCGGCUGCGUGACCCAC
Messenger RNA from Euleptes europaea (tarantolino), 1410 nucleotides. RefSeq names its product glycerol-3-phosphate acyltransferase 4 (gene GPAT4). The record is from RefSeq and is a predicted model, not a curated record. Lineage: Eukaryota; Metazoa; Chordata; Lepidosauria; Squamata; Sphaerodactylidae. Bases 11 to 1378 code for a protein of 455 amino acids. Gene Ontology annotation, molecular function: glycerol-3-phosphate O-acyltransferase activity. Gene Ontology annotation, cellular component: endoplasmic reticulum. The transcript is spliced from 12 exons. Gene Ontology annotation, biological process: triglyceride biosynthetic process.